AUGAUUUUCCACAAGCCUUCCCCUCCAAUUGAAGUAUCCGUCUCGAAAUUGGACCCAGAUACAUAUCAGAUGGGCUCAAAGCUCCUAUGCAAAAAGGCCACAAACGGGAUUCCGAAAACUGCAGUUGCCACAUGGAGAGACGACGAUGUGCAGUACUAUCUUGUCGAAGCUACCAGUGCUAACUCACUAGAGAAGGCAGCUGAUGGCCUCAUUUACCAGGCUGGCAUGUCAUCCGCCGUCUGGGCGAUUGGGACACAUGCGAUUUGUAAGGUCAAGACAUGGUCUGAUGGAAUGGAAAGAGAAAUCAAUACUCUUUCUUUUGUUGCGUCGCGGUUCCCACAUAUUCCAAUACCUGAGGUUAUAUUCGUGGGUCGACGAGCGACUCAGCAGGACCUUCCUGAUUUUGCGACGGAGAAAAAAGCUGAUGUCGCUAUCACUGUUGCACAAUACUGCCGCGACCUUGCUGAAGCAACCUCGGAGAAGCUACAGUCUGCAACAGGCUGCGGAGUCCUCGAACCUUUUUUAACCGUGGAGCCAGAGGACUCACACCCGUCGUGGAAACCCCAGCCGUUGGGACCAUUCUCUCUCACCGAAGCUGAGAAGUAUUUCCUCAGAAUAUCCACUAUGCCGCUACCACCUAUAGGAUAUAGGUUUCACUUCUAUCAUGCCGGCCUGGGCCCAACCAACAUUCUACUCUCAGACGACGGUACUAUCGAGGCUAUCUUAGACUGGGAAUCAGCUGGGUACUAUCCGAAGUAUUGGAUCCCUCUUAAGCCGUAUCGGAGUGGUGGAUUUAAUCUUGACGCGCCGGACGAUUCCCGUUACGAUUGGACCGAUCUUCUCGAAUCAAAGCUGUCCAACGUGGGAUUCAAGCUUGACCGCAAUCAUGUAGAGUGGCAGAAGUCUUUGGUUUUUACUUUCUUUGAUUUGGACGAGCUUCGUGAUACUCCUUUGUGA
Messenger RNA from Aspergillus viridinutans, 957 nucleotides. RefSeq lists its product as uncharacterized. The record is from RefSeq and is a predicted model, not a curated record. Bases 1 to 957 code for a protein of 318 amino acids. NCBI's taxonomy places the organism in Eukaryota, Fungi, Ascomycota, Eurotiomycetes, Eurotiales, Aspergillaceae. The transcript has 3 exons.